Mastomys coucha (southern multimammate mouse) is the source of this 1610-nucleotide messenger RNA. RefSeq names its product selection and upkeep of intraepithelial T-cells protein 2-like. Gene Ontology annotation, cellular component: external side of plasma membrane. The transcript is spliced from 9 exons. The record is from RefSeq and is a predicted model, not a curated record. The coding region runs from base 213 to 1436 and encodes 407 amino acids. Lineage: Eukaryota; Metazoa; Chordata; Mammalia; Rodentia; Muridae. Gene Ontology annotation, biological process: T cell receptor signaling pathway; regulation of cytokine production. Gene Ontology annotation, molecular function: signaling receptor binding.
AGACUUAACUGUCAGGCUUAUAGAAUCAUGUGGCCAGACUUUCAGGGUAGUAGUGGAGGUGUUGAUAGUUAAUUUCCCUGAUCUCCAUCUAACUCUGACAUGCCUAUGGCUUCAGGAGAACUGCUGAAGUGUUAUUAAAAACUCAUAUGGCUCAACUGAGGUUUUCCUAGAGACAACAAAGAGCUGAUGUGGGAUCAUCUGGCUUAGGAGUAAUGGGAGCUAUAGGAGUACUUGUUGCACACUGUGUUGUCUCAUGCUUCCUCCAGAUGGUAGCACUGAGUUCAGAACAAUUCACAGUGACUGGCUUACAGAAGCCAGUCUUGGGAACAUUGGGUGGAAGUGUUGAACUGAGUUGUCAGUUGUCUCCACCACAACAAGCACAACAUAUGGAAAUUCGUUGGUUUCGGAAUCGCUAUACAGAGCCUGUGUACCUGUACAGGAAUGGUAAAGACCUGCUUGGAGAAACUACCUCCAAGUAUGUGGAACGGACUGAACUCCUGAAAGAUGCCAUUGAAGAGGGGAAAGUGACCCUCAGGAUCUUUAAACUGACAGCUGAAGAUGAUGGGUCUUACCAUUGUGUCUUCAAAGUUGGGGAGUUCUAUGAAGAGCACAUCACAGAAGUCAAGGUCACAGCCACAAGCUCGGACAUAUACAUUCGCAUGCAGCCCCCUAAUAUCAGAGGUGUGAUGUUGGAGUGUCAUUCAGGAGGUUGGUUCCCACAGCCUCAUAUGGAAUGGAGAGACAACAAGGGAAGUGUCAUUCCAGCUACAUCAAAAGCCCAUUCACAGGAUGAAAACAAAUUGUUCAACAUGUCCAUUACCCUUCUUAUUGAAGCCAGCUCCCACAGAAGUGUCACUUGCUAUUUUCAAAACCUUCUAACUCACCAGGAAGAAAGCAUAAGUAUUUUCCUAUCAGGUGAACUGUUUUCAUGGAAAUGUAUUUGGAUAAUGAUUCUGACUACAAUAGGAUUUAUGCUAAUUGUCUUCUUCAUGACUUAUUGUGUUCAGCAACAUCUAGUACAUGAUAUGGAUAACAAAGAAAAGAGGUUUUGGUGUUGUUUCAGAGCUGAUCAGAACCACAGAGCAAACUGCAGUGGUAGAUUCUCUGAGGCAAUAUGUCAUUGGUUAAAGGCUGCAAUAGUACUCAUGAUUUCAGUGUUUGCAGUUACAGGAGUCAUGCUCAUUUUACAUCUAAAACAAAGAGUUCCAGUUUCAGAUCAACAUUUUGAAUUGGACACUUUGUGGCUUGAAGAUAUUAGUGUGAUCUUGUGUGUGCUGAUAGUGUUUAUCAUCAAGAUCAUUUCAUUUAUUUAUUCCAGAUUGGAAGAAGUCCCGAAUGGAUCCUUCUUCAAUGGAUCCAACCAGAGAAACAUUCCAGAGACCACCAUACAAUCAUAUGAAUGUAGACAACAAGCUCAUGUAGAAGAGAUGCUUUAAGAAGAGGAAGCUGAUAACUUGGGGGAGACAUUAAGAUUUAAACUCAUUAAGCCAAGACCUUGGAGAAACAAUUUGGACCCAAUAAAAUGACUUUCCCUUUUCCUUUGUCCUCUGUUAACUCUUCUUCUUCUUCUUCUUCUUCUUCUUCUUCUUCUUCUUCUUCUUCUUCUUCUU